CAAGGAUGAAUCUGUGGGUAUCAUUUAUGCUGUUUCUUGCCCUUGAAUGCAGCGCCAUUACAAACAAGCAAAAGACUACGCUUUUACGCCUACAUAACGCUGCGCGUCUCAAGGUGGUGGCGUGCAAAGUUCCAGGGCAACCGUCUGCCAAACAACUACCCAAGCUGUAUUGGGACGAUGAAUUAGCAGAGAAAGCGCAGCGACAGAGUGACACUUGUCAAUUCGGUCAUAACACGAACGAGGAAAGAAUCACCUCGAAAUGGAGCAAUUGGGUUGGGCAAAACAUUGCAGGAAACCCAGCAUAUCAAAAUGGAUUUCAAGCUUGGUUCAAUGAAUACAAGGAUUACAAUUUUCAACAAAGGAGCUGUGCUAAAGUGUGCGGACAUUAUACACAA
Molecule: messenger RNA, 395 nt
Organism: Dicrocoelium dendriticum
Lineage: Eukaryota; Metazoa; Platyhelminthes; Trematoda; Plagiorchiida; Dicrocoeliidae
Source: the annotation of a GenBank genome assembly